AUGCAAACAUUGGAGGCGUAUCUGCUCCGUUAUCACCAUGAACCGAUAGACUCUUGUUUUAACUUUUCCAUCUCGCAACUUAUCAAUCUCGCAAAACACAGCGGUCCUAGUGAAUCGACAAGUAACAGUUUGGCUAAAGCUAGACUUGUUCAGCAUGCAAAGUUUGACAUUUCGAUUUCCAUCAAUUUGUUUUGCUUUGCAAAAUGGUUUCCAAAGUUUGCCAACAUGAUUUUUGCGUCUAAAGCUGGAUUUGAUAGCGUCAAGGUUGCUCUUAAAGAUUCCAUCUUGCGAAUACUAGAUAGAAAAAUCGAAUUAUUUGAUUUCAAGCCAUUUCUCAAUUCUCCUACCGUUAACCCUAACGCUGAUGCAAAUUUGGAUAGCCAUGAAUUUGAUGACUGGGACGAAUUGGACACCAAUAUUUUCAAUCUUAUGUCGUCCCAGCAUAGAGAGGAACCCCGUUUCAAUGAAAUCGUCUCUUGGCUUUCCAUGGAGCAAGUUAUUUUUAACUGCAUGCUGUGUACAUUUUCGAUGCGGCAGCUUUUUGGCGAUUUUAAAGUGCAAGGGAAAAUGCCGAUGCCGCUCAAUGGCUCCUUAUCGCCUUGCGUUAGCGUGGCGCGUUCAUUAUCCGAAUUUCAGGGAGUCAUCCUUUCCAUCAGCUCGCCACAGGGUCAAUUGCUGCAUCAGGGCUUUCAAUGCCACAAUUCCAAGUGCAAGUCUUUCUAUCACACUGCGACUCGGCUUAUUUGGAUUGAUCCAAGGUCUUCUUUGUUGUCUAACUUUUGUCCAAGCUGUUCUGGCCAGCUUACAGAGCUAAUCCCAGCCAGGAUCAUUUCGGCCUUCAAUGUUGUAAUGUUGCUUGUUGAAAAGACCCCGGGUGUUUUUGCGCUUGCCAAGCUGAUUUUUUCUACGGAGCUCGUAAAAUCCGAGUCUUUACUGGUUGGAAAUUGGAUGUGUCUUUUUGGAUAUUCAGAUGGCAUUUUCAAAAAUACCCCAGCAUUGCAGGCUUGUGACGAGGCGUUUUUAUUUGGCGCCAAGGAAGCGAAUUACCCCUUCCUAAAGGCAGAAAUUGAAAUUCAUCCUGUUGCCUCAUGCUACAGGCUUCCAUACUUUUAUUCACUGCACGACUUUUGCAAUUCAAAAGUUGCUCCACAAAAUCCGAGUUUCCAACACGCCAUUUUGCGGUGGACCGGUUCAUUCUCAUUUGGACUGUGCACCACAUUUUUUCCGCAACAUUUUAGGCUAGCGCUGAUCAUAAGCGUAGUUAGCGCGCUGACGUCUUCGAUCGGCAAGCCGCUGCAUUUGCUGAUUUUCCACCAGGAGGACCAUUUCAUCAAGCACAUCAUUAUGAGGCUUAGAAAAUACUUGUGGAAUGUCCCCUGGUCUUCAACGGAGGCAUCAAACGCUGGCAUUGUGCAAUCGAUGCAGAAAUAUAUCGAUGCCGGCUCUGGAAAGACUAGCCAUGUCGCGGAAGUGCCCUUAGCAAUGCAACUGUCCCGAAAUUCUAUUUUCUGGAUUCAUUCCCCGCUUUUUAAGUCCAAAAGGCUGCCGUUUGAAUUUGACCAUCUGGUAUCGCCACAGUGCUGCUGCUCUGUGUUGGCUCAUACCGAUGUAGCUCGCCAAAGUCUUGAUACCAAAACCGACUCUUCGUAUGUAAAUGCUCUGUCUUCUUUCGACAUGAUAAUAGAAUAUGUCAAUCCAAGCUCAACGAGAGCGGUCAAUGAUGCUCUUUUUGACUUGUAUCAUCAAUCCUAUGAUGUUUCCGAGUUUUUUUCCUUGCUAAUGCCCAUUUCUUCCUUGUUGUCCAGAAUCCACCAGGUUUCGUUUGAUUGGGCAGAAGAGGCCAAGGAGCUCGUGCAAAACUAUUUUCUUGCCAUUCGGUCGUCCUAUUCUCGAGACAGCCACAUGAAGAAGGAGAAUUUCAGCUUUGUGUUUCCAGAAUUUUCAACAUCUCAAGUGGAGGUAACUGGGACAUCCAUGGUCGUUCCAAAGCAAUAUCAUCUUGGAUUUGAAACGCCGACAACAGUUGUCGAAAGAAUCGUUAGACUUGCCAUUAUCCUUUCCCUGCUUUCAGUUCCGUUCAGAGGUCCAGGAAAGCCCAUACAAAUAGGAAACGAGGAAGUCCUAUUAAGGUACGUGCUGACAUUUGCGUAUUUCUUUAGCAUUUGGUAUAUUGAUCAAUCGAUAUGCCUAAAGAUUGGUUCAUCAAUUGUUCCCUCUAUCCCAUUUCCCCUUUUGGACUUUGAAGGCUCCAUUUCGAUGAUGAGAAAUUCGAUUUCCGAGCACAUAGCAAAACAUCGCUAA
Molecule: messenger RNA, 2301 nt
Organism: Mitosporidium daphniae
Lineage: Eukaryota; Fungi; Microsporidia
Exons: 2
Coding region: 1-2301 (766 amino acids)
Source: RefSeq, a predicted model, not a curated record